Molecule: messenger RNA, 2243 nt
Organism: Linum trigynum
Lineage: Eukaryota; Viridiplantae; Streptophyta; Magnoliopsida; Malpighiales; Linaceae
Source: the annotation of a GenBank genome assembly
AUCUUAUCUUCACUUCCGACCAACCUCUAAAAAGCAUACACCACCAUCGCCGGAACGAUGCAGGAAACCCAUUUCCGCUCUACCCUGUUCCUCAUAACAGCAGCUGCUCUCAUCUUUUCCGUUACCAAUUUUUCUCAAGUGGCUUCCCUGAGUUUCAACUACCCAUCUUUUCCCGACAGCACGACCCCCGAUUUCAUCAGGAACAAAUCCUACGUGGCCGGCGACGCGAUCCAAGUCACCCCUGACUACAGAGGCGACACAAUUGCAAACCAGGCCGGCCGAAUCGUCCACCGCCGGUCCUUCCGACUCCACAGAGACGGCCGCCUCGUCAAAGCGUCUUUCAACACCACAUUCGUUCUCAGGAUUAAACCGAUGACCCAGCCAGCAGGGGAAGGCCUGGCAUUCGUAUUGACCGCCGAUCCGUCCCUGCCGGCGAACAGCUCAGGGCAGUGGCUUGGAAUCGUCAACUCCACCACCAACGGCACGGCGCAGAUUGUGGCGGUGGAGUUUGACACCAGGAAGAGUUACCCUGAAGAUUUGGAUGAUAAUCAUGCGGGCCUGAAUUUGCAGAGUGUUUACUCUGUUGAGCAGGUAUCCCUGUCAGGAAUCGGCGUCAAUCUGUCUUCAGAAACUGAUGUGACUGUACGGAUUGAGUACGAUGGCACCAAUUUAACGGUGUUCUUGGGAAUAAUUCGGAUCAUCUCGCGGUCGAUCGAUCUUUCUGUUUAUCUCCCCGAGCAAGUUUAUGUGGGGUUUUCAGGUUCCACUAGUCAGCUCACGCAGUUAAACUGCAUCAGGUCGUGGGAAUUCAUCAGUUCUAAAAUUGGGGAUGGCGAUUCUAACAUGCUCUGGGUUUGGAUUGUUUCCCCGAUUCUUGCUAUGGUUUUCACUCUCUGCUCCACUACUGGGUUUCUUCUAUGGAGAAGGAGGCGGAUGCAGUUGUGGGACGACCCUAACCCAACAAUCGAAGAGGCAAUUCAGGGCUCCUCCACAGCUCCAAGGAAGUUCAAGCUGAAGGAACUGAAAAAUGCGACAGGGAAUUUCAAUCCGAAAAACAAGCUCGGAAAAGGCGGAUUCGGUACUGUGUAUAAAGGAAUCCUGGAGGGAAAAGAAGUCGCAGUGAAGAAAGUCUCCAAGAAAUCCACCCAAGGGAAACAAGAGUUCAUUUCCGAGGUCACCACAAUUGGGAAUCUCCGCCAUAGGAAUUUGGUGAAGCUGAUUGGAUGGGCUUACGAGAGGCGAGAGUACCUUUUGGUCUAUGAGUACAUGCCGAAUGGAAGUCUCGACAGGUUCAUUUUUCGUGACGACAAGUGGGUUAGCUCGAACGGACCGUCCUCAGGUCUAACUUGGGCGACUCGAAUAAGCAUAAUCGUGGGAGCCGCCCAUGCAUUGGAUUAUCUUCACAAUGGAUGUGAAAAGAGGAUUCUGCAUCGCGACAUUAAGGCUAGCAACAUAAUGCUGAAUUUGGAUUACGAUGCCAAAUUGGGUGAUUUCGGUCUUGCUCGAACCAUCCGCCAGUCCGACCAGACCCACCACUCCACUAAAGAAGUGGCAGGCACGCCUGGUUACAUGGCUCCGGAGAUUUUUCUGACCGGACGUGCGACAGUUGAGACUGAUGUUUAUGGUUUUGGUGUCCUGAUGCUAGAAGUCGCUUGUGGUAGGAGACCUGGAGGAGGUGUGAUGUGUCCAGAUGAUGACGACUACAGUAGCAACAUUGUGAAGAAGGUUUGGGAGUUUUAUCGGAUGGGUGAUUUGUUGAAUGCAGCGGAUUCCAGGAUGAAUGGGGACUUCCACGAGGAGGAAAUGGCCAGAGUGUUGAUCUUGGGAUUGACCUGUUGCCACCCAAAUCCAAACAAGAGGCCUUCCAUGAAACUUGUUCUUAAGGUUCUUACCGGAGAAAGUGAAGCUCCUGAGCUACCCCUAGAAAGGCCUGCUUUUGUGUGGCCUCCCCUACCUCCGUCAUUCAAGGAUAAAGAUUACUCCCUCGUCGGAAGCCAACUUACGGCGUUUACUGAACUCUCUGGUAGAUAAGAAUAAGACUAGCAUAGGGCCCGACCGAUUGGCCAGUGGAGUUAUAUUUUGAUUUUCUAACUUACUAUUAUGUUUGGUUUAUUUCGAAUACUUGAAUGACAUCGUAGAAACUACCCUAUUGUAUGUAGUAAUAGUUGUCUUGUGUUAAAAUGACAGACAUGUACAUUUCAUAGUUUUCAUAUCGUAUUCAUUAAUAUAUGAGCCUUAAGUAA